This is a messenger RNA of Salvia miltiorrhiza (redroot sage), 1764 nucleotides long. Its product is annotated as transcription termination factor MTEF1, chloroplastic. Bases 67 to 918 code for a protein of 283 amino acids. Gene Ontology annotation, biological process: regulation of DNA-templated transcription. The record is from RefSeq and is a predicted model, not a curated record. The transcript is spliced from 2 exons. Gene Ontology annotation, molecular function: double-stranded DNA binding. NCBI's taxonomy places the organism in Eukaryota, Viridiplantae, Streptophyta, Magnoliopsida, Lamiales, Lamiaceae.
GAAAUUGUGUUUGUGUGUGAGGGCAAAAAGGAAAUCUAGCUUAUCGGCGAGCAAUUUUGGGUGAAAAUGAUAAUUAGACUGCAAAUCCCGACCCCGCCAAAACCUGAAAAUACCCAAAUUAACCUCCUUCCCACCACCGCCGACUCCGGCUUCAAAUUCCGGCAGAAGGUGCUUUACCUCCAAUCCCUGAGAGUAAAUCCGGCAAAAGCCCUCCAUAAAAACCCUAAUAUCCGUUCUGCCCCUAUUUCCACUCUCCUCUCGGUCACUCAAUGCCUCUCAUCGAUGGGCGUCGAGCUCGCCGCGGCCGGCCGCAUUCUCGACAUGUAUCCGGAGCUCCUCACCGCCGAUGCUUACGAGGACAUAUACCCAAUUCUCGAUUUUCUCAUCAACGUUGUCCGAAUUCCGUUCCCCGAUAUCAGGAAGGCAAUAAUUCGGUGCCCUAGGCUCCUUGUUUCCGAUCCGGAUACCCAAUUGAGACCCGCGUUUCAGUUCCUGACCGAAUUGGGGUUUUCCGGGCCCCAUAGAUUAACCGCUCAGAACACGGUGUUGCUGGUUUCGAGCGUUGAGCUUACUUUGAUUCCCAAGAUAGAAUUUUUGGUGGGGCUAGGGUUUGAGUAUGAUCAAGUGAGGAAUAUGGUGCUGAGGUCGCCGGGGCUGUUGACAUUUAGUGUUGAGAAUAAUUACGUGCCGAAGGUGGAGUAUUUCUUGAAGGAAAUGAAUGGGGAUUUGGAGGAGAUUAAGCGGUUCCCGCAGUAUUUUUCAUUUAGUUUGGAGAAGAAGAUUAAGCCGCGCCAUAGGCUUUUGAUGGAGCAUGGAUUUUCUAUGGCAUUAUCAGAUAUGUUGAAGGUUAGUGAUGGUGAGUUCAAUGCGCGCUUGAUUGAGAGGCGACUGCGGAUGCUGGACUCGAGAUCAUCCUAGCUUUAUACUUGGUGCAAAGGAUUUCUUGGAUGUUGGUUUUAAGCUUCGGAUGACUAAAAGCACCAUUGCAGCUCGACAUUCCUCUUUCCCUCUUUCAAUUCAUUCAGCUAAGCCCCCUAUAAGCUGUGAAAUUGCCUAGUCAAUACUAUAAUUGGCAUCUUUCACAAUUCUGUUGGAAAAGUAUUUUUUCCCCAUAUAUAAUAUUAUAGUACAUGUAUUAACAGCUCCAUAAAUUUUUGCAAGUGUGAUGUGUUCGAAAAUAAGGUCAUAUAACAGAAUGCAGAAAGCUAUAUUGCAAUAAAAGAGACAGGCUUUUUACCUGCACAAGAUGUUUAAUCACUUCUGCUGCAUGACUCAGAUUUUCAGUUACUGUGGGCAUUGUGCCAAACCUCUCCUCUCUCUGAAAGUCUGGUAACUCAGAAGAUUGAUAAUUGAUCUCAUUGAAAUUCAACACAUAUUAUAUUAUUCAUUAUUGAAUAUACUAGUAAAUGGGAUUCAGCCAUGGUAAGUUGUUGAUUUUACUCCCUCCCUCCCCUCCAUCUCAUGACCAAUGUUUACUUUCCUUUUUGGAUUGUCUAAUAAAGUGUCUCCUUUUUAAAAAUGAAAAGUGGGUUCCAUUACUUUUUUAUCUUUUUACUCUUUAAUCAUCCUUGUUUUGGGAGGGAGUGAGUAUGUUGAUGGUCUCAAUAAGUGAAGCACAGAAUAGAAAUAAUAAUGAGUUCUCACAGCUUCAAUAAUAAGAGCUUAGGUUGAGUGUUGCAGUUUUGUUACCAGCCUGUCAUCCAACUGCUGCAGACUAAUAUCUCCUCAGAUAAUCUUUCCAGCUUUUUUUGUAAAUUUUGUUGC